AUGAGCUACUGAAGUUGCAGCUCUUCCUUUUAUCUUCUAGAAGAGAAGUUUUGGAUAAAGAGCUGUGCAUUGACAUAUCAAAGCUUUUAUGGGAUUUUGACUGUAUUGGAGUGUAUUGGAGAAAGCUGGAGUCUUUAUUUGUAUCAUUUCAUGCACUUUCUGCAGGCUUUAAAAAGUUUUUUUGCAUAUUUUCAGAAAAAUUAUUCUUUUUAUGGCAGGACGGGAAGGGCUAUCUAUUAUUAUCAUAAAAUAAUAUAUCUUGGCGCAUAA
Messenger RNA from Blepharisma stoltei, 270 nucleotides. The record is from the annotation of a GenBank genome assembly. Lineage: Eukaryota; Ciliophora; Heterotrichea; Heterotrichida; Blepharismidae.